AGGAGACAGGAAGUGGCUCGACUGUGAUUUCUGGCUUCCGUGUCGCGCUACGCUGCUAGCUCAUUAGCUAGCUAUCUUACUUGAACACACAAAUCUAACAGUUGCAGCAGAGGAGGGGACCAGGAGGAGAUUAGCCAGAUGGAAGAGCAGCUUUAGCUUGCUACUCGUUGUUGCUAGGCAACAGAACUCACUAACUGAGGGACAGACAGUCAGCACCAUGUUGGUCCCCAUAUUUACUCUCAAGUUGAACCACAAGAUCAACCCUCGCAUGGUGACGAUUGGGAAAUUCGAUGGCGUCCACCCGUGCCUCACCGCGGCCACACAGGCUGGAAAGGUUUUCAUCCACAACCCUCACGCUCGUGGUCAGAGGCCCGCGGCCCACCGGCUGAGCCAGAGCACCCAGGACUCUGACAUAUCGCUGCUCAACAUCAACCAGGCCGUGACCUGUCUGACGGCAGGGAAGCUGGGACCCAACACCACCGGGGACACGCUGUUGGUCGGAUCCCAGACCAACCUGCUGGCUUACGAUGUCCACGACAACGCGGAUGUGUUCUACAGGGAGGUGUCGGAUGGGGCCAAUACCAUCGUGUUGGGGAAACUCGGGGACAUCCGAUCUCCUCUUGCCAUUAUUGGAGGGAAUUGUGCCUUGCAAGGCUUUGACUAUGCAGGUGCUGACCACUUUUGGACGGUAACUGGAGAUAACGUCCGAUCUCUCGUGCUCUUCGACUUCACCGGGGACGGGAAGAAUGAGCUCCUGGUUGGAUCUGAGGACUUUGAUAUCAGAGUGUUCAAAGAGGAUGAGCUUGUGUCUGAGAUGACAGAAAAUGAGACUGUAACAUCAUUGUGCCACAUGCACGGCAGCAGGUUCGGCUAUGCCCUCGCUAACGGCACUGUUGGAGUCUAUGACCGCAACGCCCGCUACUGGAGGAUCAAGUCUAAGAAUCAUGCAAUGAGCAUCCAUGCCUUCGAUCUGAAUGCGGACGGUGUUGUAGAGCUUAUCACCGGAUGGUCAAAUGGAAAGAUUGAUGCUCGCAGCGACCGCACAGGAGAGGUCAUCUUCAAAGACAACCUCUCCUCCUCUGUGGCAGGAGUGGUGGAGGGAGACUACCGCCUGGACGGACAGACGCAACUCAUCUGCACCUCCAUAGAGGGAGAAGUCCGCGGUUACCUGCCAGCCGGUAAGGACCUGAAAGGGAAUCUCAUGGACUCCAGCGCUGAGCAGGACCUCAUCAGAGAGCUCAGCCACCGGCGACAGAAUCUGCUGCUGGAGCUACGCAACUAUGAGGAGAAUGCCAAGGGUGUGUCAGAAACAAACAGUGGGGUGGGUGUGAUCCCGGCCAACACUCAGCUCCAGACAGCUCUGUCAGUGAGACCUGCUACAGAGGCCCAGAAGGCUCACGUGGAGCUCAGCAUCUCAACUCCAAAUGAAACAAUCAUCCGCGCAGUGCUCAUCUUCGCGGAGGGAAUAUUUGAGGGCGAGAGCCACGUUGUCCACCCCAGUGUCCAGAACCUGUCGGGCUGCGCCCGGGUCCCCAUCGUCCCGCCAAAAGACAUACCGGUGGAUCUGCACAUCAAAGCCUUUGUUGGAGGGAAAACUAGCACACAGUUCCACGUGUUUGAAAUCACCCGUCAGCUGCCUCGCUUCUCUAUGUACGACGUCAACUUUGACUCCUCGGCCGAUCCGCCCACGGGAAGCGUCACCUUCAGCAUCAGCGAGCGACCACAGCGGGUGGUGAUGUGGCUGAAUCAGAACUUCCUGCUUCCAGAGGGUGUAGAGAGUCCGGACGUGACCUUUAAUUCUCUCAGAGGAGGGGGAUUACUGUCUGUCAGCAUGGCCAGCAAUGGACAGAUCACCCUGAGAACGGAUGACAUUGACCUGGCAGGAGAUCUUGUCCAAUCGCUGGCCUCCUUCCUGGCUUUAGAGGACCUGUCGGCGGAGGCAGACUUCCCCGUAUACUUUGAAGAGCUGCGCACGACGCUCACUGAGGUGGACGAGUUCCACUCCGUCCAUCAGAAGUUAACUGCAGCGAUGGCCGACCACUCCAACUACAUCAGGAACAUGCUGGUGCAGGCGGAAGACGCUCGCCUCAUGUGUGACAUGACGACGACGAAGAAGCGCUACAGAGAGCUGUACGACCUGAACCGGGAUCUCGUCAACGAGUACAAGAUCCGCUCCAACAACCACAAUGCGCUGCUGGCCUGCCUCAAGUCUGUCAACCUGGCCAUACAGCGGGCUGGUCGACUCCGAGUGGGAAAGCCCAAGAACCAGGUGAUCUCCGCCUGCCGAGACGCCAUCAAAAGCAACAACGUCAACUCGCUCUUCAGGAUCAUGAGAGCUGGCACCGCGUCGUCCUGAGGGGCGGGGUGACGUCGGACGGAGAGAGGGGCGCUCACAAAAAAAGCACAAACCGACGAGCGCCGCAACGGUCACAUCUGUUUCCAGCACGGCACCAGGAAGGGGAUUAGCCUCGGGACGAAGAAAUAUGUGUGGAUGAGGGCUCUGGAAUGGAGACACUGUCGUAGCCUUAAUCCCCCUUUUUUCUUUUUCCAUGACUUAGUUUUAACAGUCUGGCAGCAACGUCAGCACCAGCUCCUUGACUACUUGAAAUUCUG
Messenger RNA from Scophthalmus maximus (turbot), 2613 nucleotides. It is a transcript of the gene bbs2, whose product is annotated as Bardet-Biedl syndrome 2. Gene Ontology annotation, biological process: non-motile cilium assembly. The record is from RefSeq and is a predicted model, not a curated record. Gene Ontology annotation, molecular function: protein binding. The coding region runs from base 218 to 2356 and encodes 712 amino acids. Gene Ontology annotation, cellular component: ciliary basal body; motile cilium; membrane. The transcript has 19 exons. NCBI's taxonomy places the organism in Eukaryota, Metazoa, Chordata, Actinopteri, Pleuronectiformes, Scophthalmidae.